AAUAUGUCAACAUCAGAUAAGGAGGACUUACCGUCCUUUCAUCGACAUGACAAGCCUAUCGGACCUCUCCAACAUCGUGCGCAGACAUGGGACACUGGUGCAGCCCGAACACUUCGUGGUAUCGCCCAAAAAAAGAUUCGACUGAGGAAGAAUACCUAUAAGUACAAACCCAUAGCUUACCACGAAGACAUCCGAAUUCUGAAGAUCCUCCACGGAAAGGAAGGCUCAAAUCUGGAGUGCAUGCUAUUCCCGAGCUCACUGCAGUCGACAAAGUCAACCUCGACGUCCAACUGCCACAGAUACUGCGCCCUCUCCUACUGGUGGGGGGAAGACCUGCCGACACAUCCAGUCGAAAUGUACGAUGAUACAGGUGUGCGAGAUGGGCUACAAACUAUGACCCCGUUCAACUCGUCAGGAAAAUUCUACAUCAGGGACAACUUGGCAGCCGCGUUGAAGCAAUUCCGAAAAGAGACUGAAGACAUCAACGUCUGGGUGGAUGCGUUGUGUAUCAACCAAACCGACGUGGAGGAAAAGACAGCGCAGGUUGCAAGAAUGGACGUCAUAUACAGCGAGGCCACUUAUGUUUGCGCCUGGCUUGGAGCCGGCAAGCCUGAAAGCAAAGAGACUUUCGACUUCCUGAAGAACAAAGUAUUGGACUUGCAGGAACUGGAUAAUCUUGUCAAGACAAGUAACCACGCGAGAAAAUGGAGAUUAGUCGUCAACCUAAUGAAGAACCGCUGGUUCAGCAGAAGAUGGGUGAUUCAAGAGCUGGCACUGGCACGAAUCGCGGUCGUUCGUUGGGGCUCGGAGGAGAUUGAAUGGUCGAACUUUGCAGACGCCAUAGCAUUGUUCAUGACAAAACAUGAUGAGAUUACCGAGAUACUUGAGGGCAACCAGAAGACUUUUUCUGCUAUGCAAGACCCGGACACCCACAUCGGCGCUUUGGACCCUCGCGCCCUUGGCGCAAACACACUCGUCAACGCCUCGACCAACCUCUUUCGCAGAUUACCCGAUGGCACCAUAAAGCAACGACUGGUCAACUUGGAGGUCUUGGUUACUGCUCUGUUCCUGGCCUUUGAGGCUUCCGAGCCCAAGGAUACUAUAUACGCUGUGUUGUCCCUAGCCAAGGACACCAUGAUACGACCGAAUUUGGCAAACCCCCCCAGCUGGGAAGUCGAAUCCCCCAUCGAUCUACGAAUAGUACCAGAUUAUGAUAAAAGUCUCACCGACGUUUGUGCAGACUUUAUGGAAUACUGUAUUGAAAGGUCUCAAUCACUGGAUAUCUUGUGCCGUCAUUGGGCCCCUCAACCAAGAAAGCCAUCUCAACUUGAAGAGUUGAAGGGAACUCGUGCGGAAGAAGUUGAAAAAAUGCCAUCAUGGAUUCCAUCGAUCGAGGGUCAUGCGUAUGGCGGACCUUUGGAUACGCUUCAGGGGAGGAAGAACGGUGAUAGUCUUGUCGGCUGUGAUGAAAGGCAGAAUCACCAACAUUACCAAGCUUCGGGCAACCUUCAGGCAUCUCUCAAAUUUGAUCGAACACCAAAACAGCCGGCUGCGUUACAGCUGCGCCCUAAGAAGUUCGACGGAACACUGCACGUCAAAGGAUUCAAACUCGACACUAUCAAGAGCAUUUCGGGACGCGUCUCACGCGGGAUCAUACCAGCUGAGGCAUUCGAAUUUGGGGGUUGGCCAAAACUCGGCGCCGGCGACACAUUUCCAGACAGGGUUCCUGACCAAUUAUGGAGAACUCUUGUUGCGGAUCGUGGAUUCGAUGGCACUAAUGCGCCCGCGUGGUACCGUCGUGCUUGUCUCGAGUGUAUGACUCAUGUCGACAACAAUGGUGACCUUGAUACAAACAAGUUCAAAGAUAUUGAGGAUACUCCGGCCACUAUGAAGCUGUUUCUAAAAAGAGUCAGGAAUAUUGUCUGGAACAGAAAAUUCUUUCUAACAGCUAAUGAUAGAAAGAACCAUGGAGAGCUUUAUGGUAUUGCUCCUCCAAAAGCAGCCAUCAACGAUAUCAUUUGCAUCCUCUUCGGCUGCAGUGUACCUGUUGUGCUUCGGAAAGUGGAGAAGGAGGAUCGGCAUAUUGUCGUUGGAGAAUGUUAUGUUAAUGGGAUGAUGGAUGGGGAGUCACUU
Molecule: messenger RNA, 2133 nt
Organism: Hyaloscypha bicolor E
Lineage: Eukaryota; Fungi; Ascomycota; Leotiomycetes; Helotiales; Hyaloscyphaceae
Exons: 3
Source: RefSeq, a predicted model, not a curated record